Messenger RNA from Mobula hypostoma (lesser devil ray), 5838 nucleotides. RefSeq names its product protocadherin-9. The transcript has 3 exons. Gene Ontology annotation, molecular function: calcium ion binding. Bases 745 to 4347 code for a protein of 1200 amino acids. Gene Ontology annotation, cellular component: plasma membrane. Lineage: Eukaryota; Metazoa; Chordata; Chondrichthyes; Myliobatiformes; Myliobatidae. The record is from RefSeq and is a predicted model, not a curated record. Gene Ontology annotation, biological process: homophilic cell-cell adhesion.
UUAGGGAGAAGAUUUAGUGGAGAGACGUGAAUGCGGGAGAGAGGAGAAGGAUCGGAGGAGACUCAGUCUGCAACAGGGGAAAAAAGGAUGCAAACUCCUGCCUCCUGCAACUUGUUCCGUCCUUAAGUAAUUUGCAUCUGCAUUUCAAACGAAAAAAAAAGAAAUCUGGAAUUAAGCUGCAGAAGGUGAUUAGUAUUUAAGAAAAUUGGGAUUUAAAACGAAAAGGGUCAAGAAAUGCAUCUUCUGCAUCUGGGUGUAGUGUUCGCAACUUCUGAUGCAAUGCAAACUGUCGCAACAGUGGGAUAACUGCAAAUAUUUCCUCCCCGCCGACUGCUCAAGACUACGGCUGUGAUUUUUUUUAAAUUGGGGGAAAAAUAAGAAGAAUAAAGCCAAAUGGUUAUCCUCAUGCGGCCGGGUCCUUCUAAGAAGAUUCUGCAGGCUGCUUAUCCUGGUUGGCAGUUGGAUUCAACCUCUCGACAGUUCUGUGCACUGUGCAUUCUGAAUACUGCACCGAGGAGAAUUUAAGUGGUUAACCCUCUGCAGCAAUCUUCGCUCGCUGGUAAAUAAAUACGGUAGGGCUAAAAGAGAGAACUUGUUUGCAAAACCGAUGGGAGGGGAUUGCCACGGAGGGUAGCUGAGCCUCCUGUUAUUUUUUUCCCGUAAUAGUGUAGGUGUGGAGGGGAUAGGGUCUGGGGGGUUACAAAUACCGUUGGUGUAAUCUGGCUCUGCAUAUUUCCCGGAAUUAUGGACAUGCGGGAUUUUUACCUGUUCCUGGCGCUGGCCGGUUGCCUGACCGUGGAUUCCGCUCUGGCUCAGGAGCUGGUCUACACCAUUCAGGAGGAGAUGCCCGAGAAUAUCUUGCUGGGCAGCAUCCCGCGCGAUCUGAACAUUUCUCGGUUUAAUGCGGCCACGGGGGCGAGCGCCAACCUCAUCUACAGGCUGGUCUCCAAGGCUGGGGAGGUUCCCCUGCUCCGGGUGUCCAGCGGCACCGGCGAGAUCUUCACCACAGCCAAUCGGGUGGACCGCGAGAAGCUGUGCGCGGGCACUUACACCGACACCGACUGCUUCUUCGAGGUGGAGGUCGUCAUCCUGCCCAACGACCACUUCAGACUAGUCAAGAUCAAGGUGGUGGUGCGGGACGUCAACGACAAUGCGCCUAUGUUCCCGUCUCCCGUGAUCAACAUCUCCAUCCCGGAGAACACCCUGGUCAACAGCCGCUUCCCGGUGCCUUCUGCCACUGACCCGGACACAGGCAGCAACGGGGUGCAACGUUACCAGCUCCUCAAUGGCCAAGGGGCUUAUGGCUUGGACGUGGUGGAGAGUCCUGAGGGUGAGAAGUGGCCCCAGCUGAUUGUCCAGCGCAGUCUGGACCGGGAGCAGAAGGACACCUAUGUGAUGAAGAUCAAGGUGGAGGAUGGGGGAAGUCCGCAGAGGUCCAGCACUGCCAUCUUGCAGGUGACAGUCACAGAUGUCAAUGAUAACCGGCCGGUGUUCAAGGAGAGCCAGCUGGAGGUCCGUCUGCCGGAGAACGCGCCCCUGGGCACCUCGGUCAUCCAGCUCCAUGCCACUGACGCCGACGUGGGCUCCAAUGCCCAGAUCCUCUACCUCUUCAGCCCACAGGUCUCGCCGUCGGUCCGGAGGCACUUCGCCCUCAACGCCACGGCUGGCCUCAUCACGGUGCAGAGGGCUCUGGACCGCGAGGAGACGUCCCUGCACAAGAUGACGGUGCUGGCCACUGACGGCAGUUCCACCCCUGCCAGGGCCACUGUCACCGUGAAUGUCACUGAUGUUAACGACAACCCCCCCACCAUCGACAUCCGCUACAUCAUUAGCCCCAUCAAUGGGACCGUCUACCUGUCUGAGAAGGAUCCAGUCAACACCAAGAUUGCCCUGAUCACUGUGUCGGACAAGGACACGGAUGUGAACGGGAAGGUGGUUUGCUACAUCGAGAAGGAGGUGCCCUUUCACCUCAAGGCUGUGUACGACAACCAGUACCUUUUGGAGACCUCUGCCUUGUUGGACUAUGAGAGCACAAGAGACUACAGUUUCAGGAUAGUGGCCUCGGACUCGGGCAAACCCAGCCUGAACCAAAGUGCGCUGGUCCGAGUGAGGCUGGAAGACGAGAAUGACAACCCCCCGGUCUUUAGCCAGCCGGUCAUCGAACUCUCUGUGGCUGAAAACAACCACCGUGGGCUCUACCUCACCACCAUCAGCGCCACCGACGAGGACAGUGGAAAAAAUGCUGAAAUCGUCUAUCAGCUGGGUCCCAAUGCCUCUUCCUUCGACCUGGACCGCAAGACUGGGGUGCUGACUGCCUCCAGGGUUUUUGACAGGGAGGAGCAGGAGCGUUACAUCUUCACCGUGACCGCCAGGGACAGCGGUAACCCCCCUCUCCAGAGCCAGGCGGCUGUCAUUGUCACCGUGCUGGACGAAAAUGACAACAAUCCCAAGUUCACCCAUAACCACUUCCAGUUCUUUGUGUCUGAGAACUUGCCGAAGUACAGCACCGUGGGGGUCAUCACAGUGACGGAUGCAGAUGCCGGGGAGAAUGCGGAAGUGAUGGCUUCGGUUGUUGGUGACAACGACAACUUCAUCUUAGACCCAGUGAGCGGCGUUAUAAGAUCCAAUGUGUCCUUUGACAGGGAACUGCAGAGCUCGUACACAUUUGAAGUCAAGGCGAUAGACAGGGGCAGACCUGUCCGUACCUCCAUUGCCAAAGUCACCAUCAAUGUCAUAGAUGUCAAUGAUAACAGCCCAGUUGUAAUCUAUCCACCAUCAAACACUUCGUUCAAACUGGUGCCUCUUUCAGCUAUUCCUGGAUCAGUGGUGGCAGAGGUGUUUGCGGUGGAUGUUGACACGGGGAUGAACGCAGAACUCAAGUACAGCAUCGUCAGUGGAAAUAGCAAGGGCUUGUUCAGAAUCGAUCCGGUGACGGGCAACAUUACUCUGGAGGAGAAGCCAACUGUGGCAGAUCAAGGUUUGCAUCGCCUGGUGGUGAACAUUAGUGAUUUGGGGUAUCCUAAACCCUUGCACACCCUGGUCCUUGUCUACUUGUAUGUGAAUGACACAGUAAGUAAUGCCAGUUACAUCAAUGAACUCAUAAGAAGAACGAUGGAGACUCCUUUGGAUAAGAACAUCGGGGACAGUACCCAGCCCUGGCAGAAUGAGGACUAUCUCACCAUCAUGAUUGCCAUUGUCGCGGGGGCAAUGGUGGUGAUUGUGGUCAUCUUUGUUACAGUGCUGGUGCGUUGCCGGCAGUCGAGGUUCAAAGCCACACAGAGGAGUAAGCAAGGUGCAGAGUGGAUGUCCCCAAACCAAGAGAGCAAGCAGAACAAGAAGAAGAAGAGGAAGAAAAGAAAGUCCCCUAAGAGCUCUCUCCUCAACUUUGUUACUAUUGAAGAAUCCAAACCUGAUGACCCUGCCCACGAGCCCAUCAAUGGGGCGAUUACUAUUCCAGCCGAGCUGGAGGAGCAGACUAUAGGACGGUUUGACUGGAGCACUACACCACCAUCAACCUUUAAGCCAGGUAGCCCAGACUUAGCACGGCAUUACAAGUCAGGAUCGCCGCAGCCCUCUUUUCAUCUAAAGCCAGACACUCCAGUUUCUGCAAAAAAGCACCAUGUGAUUCAGGAGCUUCCUUUGGACAACACCUUCGUUGGGGGCUGCGAUACCUUGUCCAAGCGAUCCUCUACCAGCUCGGACCACUUCAGUGCAUCAGAGUGUAGUUCCCAAGGUGGCUUCAAGACAAAGGGCCCAUUGCACACCAGACAGUCUCAGAGACGCGUUACAUUUCACCUCCCCGAUGGCUCCCAGGAAAGCUGCAGUGAUAGUGGUCUGGGAGACCACGAGCCGGUAAAUGGUGGCCCGCUGAUCUCACACCCUCUCCCUCUGGUUCAGCCGCAGGACGAGUUCUACGAGCAGGCUUCCCCAGACAAGAGGACCGAAGCCGAUGGCAAUUCCGACCCCAACUCCAGUGAUGUUCCACUUGGUCCCAGAGGCUUAGCCGAAGCCACGGAGAUGUGCACUCAAGAAUGCUUGGUGCUCGGACACUCGGACAACUGUUGGAUGCCUGCAGAUCUUGGCUCCUACCAGCAGCUCAAGCCCCCCCUCUCCACUUUUGGAUCGCAAAAGGAAUGGAUCAAGAAGGAUAAGUUAAUAAAUGGUCAUGCGCUUUCAAGGACCUGGGAAGCGGAUGGCAACAGAAGCCAAUUCAACGACAGGAAGCUGAUUGGCUGUGGUGACGGGCAUUAUACUAAUGGGAACCCAAUGACGGACAUUCCCCUGGCCAGUCUGAAUUACAAACAGGCACCAUCAAACCUGGAAACAGCUAAAGAACAUCAACUAUGAAGAGUACUUUGUCCUUGUCCAGCCGUUAACUCAUGUCAGCCUGAUUGUAGGCACUAGUGGUAGAAUAUGCUAAUCCUAUUUGUCUGAAUUCUGUGUUACGGGUAGGACUUUAGACCACUGUUGCAGCCAAGUACUUGAAGUUGUCUAUGUUGUAGGAACCAUGGGAUUUGGUAUUUCUGUUGUCCACUUGAUGUAAAACAGGAAGGAGCUAAACUUCAUGGUGGAGGAACUGGAACUGGCCACCCCACCAGAACAGCAAAAAGAAAAAAAAAUGGUGGGACUAUUUCACAGUUUAGACUUGGAGACGCUGAGAAAAUGAUGUAAAACAAGUGAAGCCGAAAUUGUGGAGGAACAAAAUAUAAAUUGCUGCUUUUAAUUGAGGCCAAUUGCUGCUGAUAUACAUAAUGAAACAGGAAAAAAAAGAUUCUGAAAUGAGAGCACGAUGAACUAAAACUACACAAUGGGCAAUCCAGCUUUAAGUGAUCCAAGUGAACAUUCAAAGUGUUUGUAAAUAGGACAACUUGUCAGUAAGACCUAUUUUAUGGAACUAUAUUCUUCCCAAACUGUAGCAAAAGACUGUUCUAUCACUCCACAACUGUCCCCCCUUCUCUUUGUCUGCAUCCUCUGUGGGGUUUCUUUUAAGCUUCAUGUCACUGAAGUCGCGGUGAAGAUGGUUGUGUGUUUGUAAUCUGUCCAAAAGUACUGUUUCCACGCUCACAGUCAUUUAAUGUGUCGUGCCUUCAUUAUGUACUGGAGCAUAAUACUAGUUGUCAUAGGGGGCGACUAAGGCUCUUACUUAUAGCUUUCUCUGUGCCUGGCAGGUACCAGCAUUGUUUAGUUGUUCAGAAUGAGGAAAUCUUCAAUGCAGCUUUUAACAGCAUGUUUAAGCAAAUGAGAAUCAAGGCUUUGUUUCCUUUUUUGAUUUUUUUAAAUUCAGCAGUCUGGGCAUGGUGAUCCAAUCUAAAAAAUUUGGUAGAUAGCAUGUUCUUUGCAGAAUGGAUGAUUUUCUUUCAAACACAUUCCAAUAUAGGUACACCAAGCAAAAAUAAGUAAAAAAAAUUAUACACAAAAAAAGAAAAAAAAAGCUAAGCAAAAAGUGGCAACCAAAAAAAAACACAUCAGUUGCUCAUUUUAAAAACACUGCUGUCCCUAUUUUUUGGGAUUCAUUUUCCAAACAUUCUUAGAAUCACUUGUUAAAGCAUGAAUGGUAGCAGAGAGCGUACAUAAUUAAAGUUUGUGUUUGAUUUAAACUGGAAAGUACAAGGGCAAUGAGAGAUUGCUUUAUAACUUGACUUAGUAAACCAUUUCUACUUGUUAUUUAUAUCUACUGUUAUUUAUUUUGAUAUAUAUAGCGUACUUUUUGACAAAUUUUUAUAUACAGAAAAUUGGGGCGUUAUCAUUGAGUCAAUAAAUUUGACACAAGGGUCAUAUAUUAAUUGAAAAGAUUAUUUUAACGUAGCGUAUUUUGGCAAUGGAAGUUACAAAAUAUAA